GUUUUUUCUUCUUUUUUCCAGAUAAAGAACUUUACUUUUAUAGUUUGUGUAAGAGGUCAGAAUAAAAAUGCCCAAGAAAGGCAAAAAGGGUGGAAAGGGGAAAAAGGGAAAGAAAAGCGGAGGAAAAAAAGGAAAGAAAUCUGGAAAGUCAUCGAAGAUGGAUCGAGAUGCUGAAUUAUCGAUGGCUACGGCGAAUGCUAAGUUGUGGGCAAGUAGGUUGGAUGUUACAGAGAAAUCAAGGAAUGAAUACAGAGAAACAUGCAAAAGAAUGGCUGGUGAGAAUGAAAAACUGCACGACACUUUGUUCCAAUCAGAGAAGGACACAAUUGAGGUUGUUACGUAUCUUAAGAAGGGAGAUAUGGAAAAGGAUGAGGAGAUAACAAGAUAUGAACAAGAGUUGAAAGAUCUGAAGAAACAAAGCAGGAAAGACAAAGAAACGAUUAUGGCAGAGUUCAGCUCCCAGAUCUCGGACCUUGAGUCAAGACUCGAACAACGAACGGGUGAAGUGAAACUGAUGCAAUCCGAGUUAAAACUUGUGAAAGAGUUUCGUCGUAAACGAGCUGCGAUGCAAGCUGAGUUGGAUGAGAUUCGUGAAAGUAUGUUUGUUGCCAAUAAAGAACAUAAAGACACACUGCAGAAGAUGGAACACAAGUUUUUUGAGGAAAAGAUUCGUUUAGAAAGAGAGGCAAGUCAGAAGAUUGCAGAACUUGCUGAAAGAGCUCACACUGAAGCUAUUGCUAAUUUAGAUGAAACAACAAGAUCUGUUUACAAGGAGAAUAUUCGACUCAAUGAAGCUUUAAGUUACCAUAUUAAGGAAUCCCAGUCAUUACAAACCCGAUGUGACUCGUUAACCACAGAAGUGGAAAGUCUGCGGGCCAAUAAGGAGCUUUCUGACGCCACCGUGAAGGAAAAGGUGACUGAAAGUAAACGUCACAAGGGGGAGAUUCAUGGUCUAAGGGAAAAGGUUGAACAACUUGAAAAAGCAUUGAGUAGCAUGGUCCACGAAUUCCGAGACGAGAAACGCGCUAUUGAACAGCGAGCUAGGAUGGAAACUGUGGCCAGUGGUGGAGAAAUACAGAAACUACAACGAAUGCUUCAGAUUAAAGAUAAAGAAAUGAACAAGGUAAAAGUCGUUGCUAAAAACAUCGUCGAACAACGAACCAACGUUGAAAUAUUCUUCCUUAGCGCGCUUGAAAAAGUUCGGACAGAGAUUGCGCUUAACCGAGCACAAUACGUUCAAGCUGCUCAGUCAGCCUAUCAUCGUAAAAUGUUGGCUGCUCAUUCUGGCCAAGCAGACUUCCCUAAGAUUCGAACCUUUAGAAAGAACGACAGCAGCACCAACAGUGUGUUUGCUGAUCUUAGUGAAGCAGAGAAUUGGUCAAGCCUUGGUAACCAAGUCGACAUUCGUGACUUAACUUGGGAACAAAAAGAAAAAGUUCUCCGCCUUCUAUUCGCUAGGAUGAACGGCUUGAAGACAAAGUCCAAUGUACAGAGAACACAACAUUCUGCACCUCCAUUAAGUAUAACUGAUAAAACUAACAGACCAAAACCAAUAGACCACGCCCCCAACCCCACCCUGGAUCUGAUGACGUAGGCAAAGAGACGACCACCUUUAUAACACAACAGGAGCAACCUCAGGGGGUGACGUUGCCAGCUAUAUCGGUGAAGCAACUCACAACAUGACUGAAUUCGUAAUCUCUUUAUUGCACUGUCUAUAUAGUUUUGUAAACAAGUGUUCCAUUUUUUCAAUAAACCAGCUCAGAUGCAUAAA
Messenger RNA from Ciona intestinalis (vase tunicate), 1771 nucleotides. RefSeq names its product basal body-orientation factor 1-like. The record is from RefSeq and is a predicted model, not a curated record. Lineage: Eukaryota; Metazoa; Chordata; Ascidiacea; Phlebobranchia; Cionidae.